CAUAUGAUCUUCUUCCAGCUCUGUGCCUGCUUUCCUCAAACAGCAGCCGAACAUGGCGGACUUUGAGGAGCGGGGUUCGCUGUUGGGAGACGAAGAUGAAGUCCCGCUCGCCGGUCGACAAGAAGCUAGUGGCCCCGGAAGACCAAUGUCCGCCAUCUGCGACCCCAGCCACCUCCUGCACCGAGUGGUCGUCCUGGUUUUUAUGUGCUUCCUGGGAUUCGGGAGCUACUUCUGUUAUGACAACCCAGCAGCUCUUCAAACUCAAGUUAUACAGGAUAUGAACUUGAACACUGCUGAGUUCAUGCAGCUGUAUGCCUGGUAUUCCUGGCCAAACGUGGUCCUCUGCUUCUUGGGAGGAUUUCUCAUCGACAGGGUUUUUGGCAUCAGGCUUGGAACCCUCAUCUUUUCUCUAUUUGUCUGUAUUGGACAGGUAAUAUUUGCAGCUGGAGCAUGGGCCAAUCAUUUUUGGCUAAUGGAAGCUGGACGCUUUGUAUUUGGUAUUGGCGGAGAGUCGCUAGCUGUGGCCCAAAACACGUACGCGGUGAACUGGUUCAAAGGCAAGGAGCUCAAUCUGGUCUUUGGUCUUCAGCUCAGCAUGGCUCGACUGGGCAGCACAGUGAACAUGAACAUCAUGGGUUGGGUGUACAGUAAAGUUGCAGUGGCUGUUGGUUCCUCCGGACACACGGCGCUCGGGAUAUCACUCAUGAUAGCGGCUGGAACCUGUGUGUUUUCUCUAAUCUGUGCCUUGGUGCUGGCAUUUUUUGAUAAGAGAGCAGAGAGGAUCCUUCACAAGGAACAGGGAAGAACGGGCGAAGUUAUAAAGCUGACUGAUGUGAAAGAUUUCUCCCUGUCCCUGUGGCUCAUCUUCAUCAUUUGUGUGUUUUACUAUGUCGCCAUUUUCCCCUUUAUUGGACAGGGCCAGGUAUUUUUUAUUGAAAAAUUCAACUUCUCCCCAGCACAAGCCAGAGCUGUCAACAGCAUCGUGUACAUCAUCUCAGCUCCCGCGUCUCCAAUUCUCGGUUUUAUCGUCGAUAAGACUGGGAGAAAUAUCGGCUGGGUCUUUGCUGCCGUCAUCGCAACACUCUGUGCUCACAUGAUGUUGGCUUUCACCUUCUGGAACCCGUGGAUUGCUAUGUCCCUGCUGGGCCUCUCGUACUCUCUGCUGGCCUGUGCACUGUGGCCCAUGGUGGCCUUCGUGGUGCCUGAGCAUCAACUGGGAACAGCCUAUGGCUUCAUGCAGUCCAUCCAGAACCUGGGGCUUGCCGUCAUCGCGAUCUUAGUCGGAAUCAUUGUGGAUAUAAGAGGAUACCUGGUGUUGGAAGUGUUUUUCUGCUCCUGCAUUUGCAUUGCGCUGAUGGCAGUGGUGGGGUUGUACAUUGUGGAUUUUCUUAAAGGUGGAGGUUUGAACCGGUCAGCUGCAGCCAGAGCCAAACUCCAGAAGGAGACGUCUACAGAUGCAGAAUGAUGCUGAGCGAACACACAUGGUCCUGGGCUUCAGAACCAGCAGGUUGCACUGUCCACCCCAGAGCUUUCAGUCUGCGGCCAAUUGGGCGGGACUGCGGUUCUGGCUCCGCCCAGUGACGUCAUCUGUGGCUCUUCGCACCUGAACUGACUGGCUGUUGCUUAACCCUGUGUUGAUAUAAAGACACUGAUAAAGACACAUCUCAGUUUGGACAUAAAUACAACUUCUUCUCACCUGACUGCAGCUCCACCUGCUCUUAAUAACAACUAACUUGUGUAUGUACAGAAAGAAGUUUCUUAACUGCUAGAAACCUAAAGCUUUUACAAACUGUCAAGGGGAAUGGUGCUUAAAAAGUCCUUGAUUUAUUAAUAUUUUUUUGGUUUUAAUUUAGAAAAUAAGGAUCCUAUUUCAGUUCAUGCAAACUUUGAGUAUUGUAUUUCCAGAAGAACUUGUUUAGCUUAUGACAUGUCAGCGUUAUCACUGCCAAACCAAACUCUCAUAAUGGAGUCAGCACACUUAUUUUCUCGCUGUAAGCUUUAGUCGGACGCAUCAUUGGCCUUUUAGUGGAUAAUCUCCAGCAGAGCAUGGCUCCUCACUGUUUAAGCUUUAUUGCUUGGUUAUUUUAUUCCCUAAACUCUUUAGCCGCUUUUCAAUGAGCUAUGAAGUUCAUAAGAGUUAAUUUCCUGUCGCAUCAUCUAUUAAUGCGCAGAUAUAAAAAGAGAAAACGGGCCCGCUUUCGAACGCAUUUAACUGUGUAAUGAUGCUCAGCUUUAGCGUCCGUAGACGCAUUUUUAAAUGUGACCUUUUAUAAUAAUAAUCUUUUUUUUUUUUUUAUCUUCAAAAAAAGAUUUAAAUGUUUCAUGGAUUUUUGUCGUUUAAACUCAGGUGAUUCAGUUGAAGUUCAAAGCGUUCGUGCUCUUUAAGGUUGAAACAAAAAUAUCUGCCAUGGCCAAAUUGAAAGUGGAGAAAAAUCUAUUUCUUACAUAUUGAUUGUGGUCAUAAUGUUUUGUAUAUUUUAUAUAAAUGCAAAAAAAAAAGUGUAACAAAGCACCUUGAUAGCUGGAAGAAAAAAAAGACACUUAAAAUGAUCAAAUUAAGAUAGAAAAUGUUGAAACGCUAUUAAUUUAUUUUUUAGAAAACGCAGAACAAAGGUCAAAGCAUUUCUGACAAAGAAUAGAAUUAAAAUUACUUGAAUGGAGAGAAUAUUGUAAAACAUGAAUGACUAUUGAAACACUACAUCGAUUCAGUCCAACUGAAUUGAUGUAUUAAGUUUUACUUUUAAAAUUCAAAUACCUAAACCACUUGGGCACUUUAUCUCAAAAUCAAAAAUCUAUAAAUCAAUCAGUGAAUCAAACUUUACUGUAGUUUCAAUGAAAGUUUUACAAACGUUAAGUAAACAGAUACUAGUAGUAGGACAGCUGGAAUAUUGAGACUCAAUCAGAAGUCAGGAAGCACUAUAGGCAGAUAUAAUGUUAGAACAUUAAAAUUUUUGUUGGAAUUAAAAGUUUUAACCAUUUGGAAAAACUUUAUUUUCAUAAAGAAUGAAAUGUCUUUCAAUCUAAAUAAAUGACUAGAACAUAAAUGGAAAAAAGAAUCAGAUUUCACAAGAGAAUCGAGGCUAAAGAAAAGAUCAACACACUGAGGUGCUUAAAGUCUUUAUGACUUAAAAGCUAAAGCAAUGACACGAAUGAAAGUUUCAGCACUUUUUUUAUUUUUAUUUUGGAGAAAUAACCAUGAAAAGGUAACUGACUGCAUCUGUAGCAGAUAAGCUCCCCAUUCUUCACGAUGCCAGAAGGAAACUUCUAACGUGUGUUAAAUUUAGCAGCUGAUCUGUGUAAAUAUGGGUGAGAAAUGAAUUAUGCAAGACUUGUUGAAGCAAAACAUUUUUAACCAUUAAAGUGGGAUUUUCAUCAUGAAUUAAAUAUUUUCCAAUUUAAAAACUGGACUGAGUUUGAAGACCGUAAACAAAAUGAAACCAAGACACUAUUUAAGAAAAACAAAACUUCCAGAACCAAACCCAGGUUAGAAAGAUAACUUAAAAAAAAAAUAAAAACUCAAAACUAGUGAGUCUUGGAGGCUGUUUUAGUGAGUUAACACUUGUUGCAUUCAACUGUUGAUUUGCUGAAAUGAUCUGAGAAGUACCGAUUAUAUAAUGUUUGAAGAAUCAAAUACUUGCAACCAAGUGCUAUGACAUUUUUAAUAAACAUAAAUUAUUUGUUAAA
This is a messenger RNA of Gambusia affinis (western mosquitofish), 3684 nucleotides long. RefSeq names its product major facilitator superfamily domain containing 1 (gene mfsd1). The transcript has 16 exons. Bases 53 to 1465 code for a protein of 470 amino acids. Gene Ontology annotation, cellular component: lysosome. The record is from RefSeq and is a predicted model, not a curated record. Gene Ontology annotation, biological process: transmembrane transport. Gene Ontology annotation, molecular function: transmembrane transporter activity. NCBI's taxonomy places the organism in Eukaryota, Metazoa, Chordata, Actinopteri, Cyprinodontiformes, Poeciliidae.